AUGGUAGCAAUAUCGGAGCUGUUCCAGGACUGUCUCGCCCAGUUCAUCUCAUUAAUCAACCCGGACACGCUCUCCGGUCAUACUGAGGAGGUUCCGCUGCAAGAAUGGAGGGACGAACUGGGCCGAUUUCGCGUGUGGGCAGCAAAUAUCGGUGCUCAUCAGACCCGUCAGUCCUCGCUAGAUUACCGGCUAAGAGAUGCUUCGCAUAUCAAGAGCCAGAUAGUGCGGCUCUUAGAGCGAGUCCAGGAACUACUAGCUGACCUUGAGGAUGUACUCGACGAAAAAAAGAAUGACGAAGCCCAGGACGAUAGGUUUGAAGAUUUGGGAGACACCUCGGAAAACGAGAACUCCACCACAGAGAUCCAAGAAAUUCACCAAGGCCUCGUUGAGACGAUCACCCAACUCUACCAGAUGUCCAUGAUCAUCCGCAGACCAGCACAACACGAUCGGCUGGUCGGAACAGAUAAACUGGAUUCCGAACCCUUCCAAUUUUGGGCUAAGCAGCAUGCCUCCAACAAAUAUCCAAAUGCGGAUGCGCUGGUUAUCGAUCGUAUCAGUUCCGCAAUGGCGAGACAAAGGGCGAUCUUGAAAUACCGUGAACGACACCAUACGAAAUUAAGUCAGGGCAUCAAUUCCGAGCCCGAUGGUAAAUCGACUAUGCUAUCAGAAACAGUGGUGACAGAUGUGUUUAAGGAGACGCCUGGCCAAUUUAGCGACAUGGUCUCCGAUACUGGCAUAUCUGAAACUUCAUACGGAGGCACCCUGCUCGAGGGCACUGGUGCAGAUGCUCCUAAAAUACCACCUAUACCGAAGAAGGGCGCAGAAGAGAGACCCUUUGAGUGUCCCUAUUGCUUUUAUAUCAUCACGGCUCGAGAUAAGAGAGCAUGGGCGCGCCAUAUUUUCCGCGAUUUGAUGCCGUACGUCUGCAUCUUCCCGGGAUGCUCGACGCCCAAUAAGCUCUACGAGGGCCGCCGACAAUGGGGCUCUCUUCCCGCUGCCACGUUUCAGCGACACGUGGGUCAACACCUGGAAGAACUUGCGCUCUUUUUGCUGCCACGAACAGACCCAGACGAAGAUGAAAACGCAGUGAUGGGUGAGGAGAAGGGGGUGGGGAGCAUUGAUGACAAUCUUAGCGGCGCAUCUUUGAACGACUUUUCAGUGGAACAGAGUGUCGAGCAGCGCAACUAUAUAAACAAUGCAGCAACAUCAGCCUCAGAUUCCGAUCCUGGUGAUGACAAUCCAUUGGGAGGACUGCAGAAUAAAAGUAAACAUUACACAUCCUCUGUCGGAACGAACUUGAGCGACAGAGAGUCUCGGUGGGUUCUGGAGUCCAACGUCGAGUACAAAAGCCGCGGUUCAUCGCCCCCUCACAACCACGAAAACGAAUCCGCUAUGAGCCAGAACCUCCUGGAAACGGGCGACUUCCGCCAGGACAUGGAGAUCUGGAAGCAGCAGCAGGGAAUUGAGAGGCUUGAGGGCGAGCUGGAGAAGCACCGUCUAGCUGGAAUAAAAUCAUCUCUCUUUGGCAAGCCUGGACUCAAAAGAUCGGAACCAGACAUGGUCACCAAGAGCAGCAGCCAUCUGCAGAAGCUUGAGGAAGCGGAAAAGGAUGCCGCCGAGAGUGAUAAGCUGAAGGUUAAAAUCCUCGAAGAGAAGUUGAAGGAGAUUUCCAAGCAGCCGGAGGAGCAGAAGGAGCGUGACAAGCACAAGAAUGAGAUUAUCGAGCAGGAGAGAAGUGAGGCCGCUGAGGCUGAAGAAAAGAGGAAAAAGGGACUUGCCAUUGAGGAAUGGAAGCUCGAGCAGGAGCGCAUCAUGCAGAAACAGAAGGAGGAGGCUGAGAAGAAGGAUAACGAGUUCCGUGAGCGUCUGCGCAUCGAAUUCGGAUAUACAGAGGAAGAAAUUAGAGAGCUACUCUACAAGGAGAAAAACGACGUGAAGGAGAAGGAGAAGCACAACGAGCAUGAAGUCCACCGCAAGCACCUGCUCCCCGAAACGUUGCUGGCCUUCGAUCUUCCCUGGGAGUGGGACGAACGCGACAGCAACUACAUCGUCAUCAAGCAAUGGGUCUCCACAGACGUCCAAGACGAGCUCUUCGCCCACACCCGCCGCCUACGCGAGGGCAAGCUGGCCGCCCAGACCUCCAGCUCGACCACCGAACUCAAGGUCAAUGACCGCGAUAAGGACAAAAUGUAUCUAAGGCGGAAGAAUAGCCCCAGGGGAGGAAGGCAACCGAAGGUUUAUAAACGAUGA
Molecule: messenger RNA, 2250 nt
Organism: Penicillium riverlandense
Lineage: Eukaryota; Fungi; Ascomycota; Eurotiomycetes; Eurotiales; Aspergillaceae
Exons: 4
Coding region: 1-2250 (749 amino acids)
Source: RefSeq, a predicted model, not a curated record